This is a messenger RNA of Anastrepha ludens (Mexican fruit fly), 818 nucleotides long. RefSeq lists its product as uncharacterized. NCBI's taxonomy places the organism in Eukaryota, Metazoa, Arthropoda, Insecta, Diptera, Tephritidae. The record is from RefSeq and is a predicted model, not a curated record. The coding region runs from base 72 to 575 and encodes 167 amino acids. The transcript has 3 exons.
AGUGCAGUCAAGGGACGAUCAUCUUGCUGCUAGUUUGCUCGUAAAAUUAUCAAAUUUAUAUUGCAGUGAAAAUGGCACCACCACCGAAAAGCGAUUUCGAAUUUAUCAUUUUAAGCCUGACUUUAACACCUCCCACGAGAUCUAGCGCCCCGCGUGCACGAAAAGAUAAGUCAACAAUUAAAGUUGAAGAGAGAGAUUGGUUCUUUCGCACCAUGGUUUAUGAAAAAGAGAAACUGCCCCGCGGUACGCGCACUCGGUUCACACACUGGCAAAUUAAGACUGACGAAGCUGAUCUAUUUAUGAUCAAUAAUCACCGCUUUGAAAAUUUAAUACUCGUCUUAGGCACCGAGGCUUAUUGGAUAUACUACCACAACUUUUAUUAUCACCAUCGUGUUAAAGCGACUAGAGAAUUAAGGGGCUCAUAUUGCGGAUGCUGCUUUGAUCAACACUACAGGCCGAUCGUAGAAGUUAUCCAAAAAUGGACAUCAAAGAAAAUUGCACAAGCUUACCUUAAAAAGAAUAAACAAGUUGAGUGCGCGGGCUGGACGGGUGAAGAAUGUUACUGUUGUGAUUGAAUCCGAAUCCCAGCACAACAGGGUUUACCAUAACCUAAACAAAAGUACACCAAAGCCGCUCAACGCACCAAAGAUUUCAAACCUAAAAACCGGUCUACUAACGCCUCUUCAACUACUAGAAAUAUAACAAUUUUACUAUUUCAAUACCCCCUAUAUUCUAUUGUGUAUUGUGAGCUAUAAUAAAUGUAGCAAAUAUGAAAGUUUUGUCUCAAUAUAUAGUUAUCGAUGUUUAUACCUUUUAAA